ACACAGUUUAAAUACCAAUUAGGUUAAGAUGGUUUCAAGAAGUUUAGUAAUACGUGGGCAUCAAUGUGGGAAUAGGUAAACCAUGAGUGAUGAAACGACUGGUCUUAUUCAAGAAAAUGAAAAACUCCCGCUUCGACUACAAUUAGCUUUUGGGGUUGGACAUGUACUCAACGAUAUAUGUUCGUCAAUGUGGUUUACCUAUCUACUGGUUUUUCUGCAUUUAGUUUUGGAAUUUAAUAAUUGGGAAGCCGGGUUCUUGUUGCUAGUGGGACAGGUAGCAGACGCUAUCGCCAACCCGUUUGUUGGGUAUCAAUCGGAUCAAAGGGACACACUGUGGAUUUGUAAAUACGGACAGAGAAAAAUUUGGCAUUUAAUAGGCACUAUUUGCGUCUUGGGAGCGUUCCCGUUUAUAUUUUUACCAUGCGUCAAUCCAGACAGCAACAGAUACGUUCAGCUGUUUUAUUUCGCUGUAUUUAUUGUGAUAUUUCAAUUCGGAUGGGCUGCCGUACAAAUUGCUCAUUUAUCGAUUAUGCCCGAACUUACUGCCGAUGAGCACCAGCGCACCAAAUUGGCAGCCACCCGUUACUGCUUCACUGUCAUUUCGAACGUAUUAGUCUACUUUGUUUCUUGGGUGGUUUUUCGCUGUGAAGAUGGCACUGAGCGCCGCAUUAGUACAUCUGAUGCUCCCGAUUUUCAGAUAAUCGUUUGGUCAGGUUUGAGUGUAGGAAUACUCUGCACAAUCAUAUAUCAUGUUUUUGUUCAUGAAGAUAGUUCAAGAUUUGACGAUCAUCACGCAACGGAGCAGAUAAGUUUGGGAGUUGGCCAAAUACUACAAAAAGUACGGUACUACCAAGCCGCAGUAGUUUAUAUGUCAACUAUGCUGUAUAUAAAUUUGACUCAAGUGUUCGUUCCGCUGUAUUUACACGAAACUUUGACUAUGGCUGCCAGUGCGCUUGCCAAAAUCCCGUUGGUGAUAUACUUGGGAAGUUUAUGCACGUCGUUCUUUGUUGGAACCUUAAAUAAAUAUUUGGGUAGGAAGGUCGCUUACGUUAUGGGUGCUGUUAUAGGUUUAGUAGGAUGUGGAUGGAUUAAUUUGCGAUCUCAUACACCCACCUUUACCUUUUAUGAGAUCUACGCCGUAGCAUUACUUUUUGGAUGUGCCAGUGCCAUCGUAUUGGUUACCAAUUUGGGCGUGACGACCGACGCCAUCGGUGAUAAAACGGGAAGUGGAGCAUUUGUGUACGGCAUCAUGUGUUUUACAGACAAAUUAUCUAAUGGAAUUGCAGUCUUUGUGAUACAAGAUUUACACAAAACAUUUCCUAACUCAGAGUAUUAUGGGCACGUUUUAACGUUCGUUUGUGGCGGUGCCCUCAUUCUUGGAUCCUGUGGAGUUAUCUCUUUAUCAAUUUGUAAAACUUCUAAACCAAAUUAUACCUUGAUCACCGACUGAUCAUUAGUGGUAUAUGGAACUAACGGCAUUACCGGAUUUGCGUUAUUAUAUCGCAGCAUAAGCGCAUGAAUGGUGUUUUGUAAAAGUUAAAAAAGUUGUGAUUUUGUGCUCUAGUUAGAUAACAUCUUAAUAUAUUUAAUAAGUACUUG
Photinus pyralis (common eastern firefly) is the source of this 1599-nucleotide messenger RNA. Its product is annotated as major facilitator superfamily domain-containing protein 12-like. Gene Ontology annotation, molecular function: symporter activity. Gene Ontology annotation, cellular component: membrane. NCBI's taxonomy places the organism in Eukaryota, Metazoa, Arthropoda, Insecta, Coleoptera, Lampyridae. The record is from RefSeq and is a predicted model, not a curated record. Bases 83 to 1450 code for a protein of 455 amino acids. Gene Ontology annotation, biological process: carbohydrate transport. The transcript is spliced from 9 exons.